CGAGCGCUCCCGUCUUAUGUCCGGCUCUUUCGCCCUCUUUAUAAAGCGUGUCGAGUGGUAUAAAUGGACUAUUCCAGUUCAAGGCUCAUCUUUUCGAGCGUCGAGAGCGUCAUGUCAAUUAUGCCAUCAUUUGUGGCACUUGCUCGAUGAGCGGGAUAGAUUAAGGUUGGCUGGUCCUUACAUACCCAGGCGACAACUUCCUGAUGCCCUUCCAUGGCUAUGGUUAUAUAUAUGGAAGCACGAGAAUGGUCGUUACUACUUAACACUCAAGGAAGGUGACUCUUCUCAACCCGAGAAUAGUCGUAAUCUCUGUAAAGCAAUAAAAAUAAGAGAAGAAAAGCUCAAUAGUCAAUCUGCAUCUGCUCAUAUCACUAUUUGGACUAGUGACUCUUUUGAACUUGCCAAAACUUGGCUUACGGAUUGCAAAGUAGGACACAAAUCUAAUUGUUCGACCGGGUGGGAAGAAGAUGCGCCAUACUUACCAGCAAGACUUCUCUAUGUCGGAGAAAACCCAACUGAGUUACAUCUACAAGAGACUGGUGCCCCGGAAUUUGCUGUAACCGACAUCAAAUAUCUCGCACUCAGCUAUUGCCGGAGCAAACUACUUGCGACCCCAGGAUCCCAAGAAUUAACGUUGAACAAGAAAGACGAAUGGAAAGUUCAUAUCAACGAGAAUGAGCUCCCACUCACUUUUCAACACGCCAUCCACCUCGCUCGUAAACUCGGCUUCCGAUAUUUAUGGGUCGACACCAUCUGCACUAUACAAGAUUGUCCUGAAGACCAGAAGCUCGCCUCACAAUAUGCUGGUAAAGUCUUCACCAACGCACACUGCACGAUAGCCUCUCCUUCAGAAGCAAAUGAAGGCUUCGACGAUAACAAUCUCAACUGGCAAAGCCGAAGUUUUCAAGAGAGACUCCUCUCCCGUCGAAUAAUCCAUCUCGGACCAAAACUCCUAUUUUUCGAAUGUAGCACACACAUUGCCUCGGAAGCAAUUCCUGCCGGGCAGCCCUUUCGAGAAAAUCGGGGUUUCUGGCAAAGAAGGAUGUCUAAGCCCGGAAACAAACCUGUCCCUACCCUCUUCGAUCCUAUCGCCGGGUACCGGAAUUCUUUUCACCAACUUCGAGACAACAGAUCCAAGAACCUCACACCGGAGUUGGAGUUCUUCCUCGGUGCUCGCUGGGCGGAACUCGUCUACCGAUUUACCAGCUGUAGAACUACAGGACCUUUGGAUCGAAGAGAUGCUAUCCUUGGUCUCGUACAUACAAUCCAGAACGGAGAUAGAGAUUUCGAGUAUAAACAAGGCUUAUGGCGACGACACCUCUUCUUCGACCUACUCUGGUCUGUUGAAUCCGGAGCGUCGGAAAGAUUCCCAGGGCACAUGCAACGAACGCGAUCUUGGUCAUAG
This is a messenger RNA of Mollisia scopiformis, 1405 nucleotides long. RefSeq lists its product as uncharacterized. Bases 17 to 1405 code for a protein of 462 amino acids. The record is from RefSeq and is a predicted model, not a curated record. The transcript is spliced from 3 exons. Lineage: Eukaryota; Fungi; Ascomycota; Leotiomycetes; Helotiales; Mollisiaceae.